UUAUUGAAAAUGAAUAUUGCUGACGUCAAAGUUAGUACAAUUGGAGGCUGGGACAAUAGCACAGAUAAUAGUGGAUGGCUGGAUGGAUCCAUCACUGAUAUUUUAGAUCAUGACCAUUCACAGCAGCCAGAUAGUGAUCCGGAAAGUAUAAUGUAUACAAAAGUUAUGCUUAUUGCUGGGCUCCUUGUUAUAGCUUUUCUCCUCAUCGUUCUGUCCUUCGUCAGCUACACUCUCUGCUGUAAAAGUAACAGCCCUUACAGCCAGUUUGGUGACAAUCAGCCGAGUGCAAAGAGUAAGAUCAAAUGCAGAGUCCCACACACAGAGUCUAAAGCUCACUGAAAACGCAAGCGAGACCCAGACUUCGUAGACUUCACAGAGUUCAGAGACUUCAAGCAGACCAACUACAGAACCGAAACCAAGUUUGUGCAGCCGAGGCCAUCAGCCGCCACCGACCACAGGAGCGAAGCCGAGUCGGUGUGCGACUCCGAAGCGAGGCUGAGGCUCCAGACUCCAGAGUAGCAGUCUCGACCAGGCCAGCCAUGUUGGGAGUUUAAACAAUGUUCGAAUAUAUUUCA
Moneuplotes crassus is the source of this 575-nucleotide messenger RNA. The record is from the annotation of a GenBank genome assembly. Lineage: Eukaryota; Ciliophora; Spirotrichea; Euplotida; Euplotidae.